Molecule: messenger RNA, 1417 nt
Organism: Rubroshorea leprosula
Lineage: Eukaryota; Viridiplantae; Streptophyta; Magnoliopsida; Malvales; Dipterocarpaceae
Source: the annotation of a GenBank genome assembly
UCAUUUGAUGUCUGAUGAUUCCAACACCAUACAGGAAUAUGUCAGCGCCAAUUAUUUAUCGAACUGAACUCGGUGAAUCAUGGAUGAGAGAAUCUCUCAGAACAACUCACUAGUUCGAGUUGUAAAUUCACGGGAAUUCCUUUGCUUGAACUUUUUCAUCGCUUUUCUUCUGCUUUGUGGGCAUCCUAACAGGAGUUGAUCGUUUGGUUCAAUGGGUUCAAUCUAUGAUAAGGUUCAUUAUUGUUGCGUAUGGAAGGGAAAUCGGAUUCUGUAUGCAUACAAUAGAGGAGAGGAUGAGAUUGAGGCUCUUGCUGCCCUGUGUUUGGAGAGGACUCCCCCAUUUCAUAAGUGGUAUUUUGAGACAGUAGGUAGAAGAACUUUUGGUUUUUUGAUAGAAGAUGGAUAUGUUUACUUCACUAUGGUUGACAAAGUUCUCGCAAAUCCUGUUGUACUCCAAUUUUUACAACGAAUGAGAGAUGAGUUCAAGAGGGUAGCUAAAAGCGAUUUCAAAGGUAGCUUUUCGAAUAUGAUUUUAGUUAGCGUGCAAGAAGAAUUUGUGCCUGUUAUCCGCAACUUGAUAAAUUCAUUAGAACAUGUCUCUCAAAGUAUCAAUGAGAGGGAGGCUGAGAGUGAGACUUCCUCACCAAGUGAUGUGAAUGCUGAAAUUGAAGCUGCUAGUUCUACAAAGGCUCCUUUGCUUCGUAAUCUAAGCAAGAAGAAGAAGAAGCAGAAAGAUCAUGUAAUUUCAAUUAGAGAUAUUGAGUUGGAAGAGCAUUGGAAUUCUUCAGAUAGAGUUAAGGUUGAUUCAGAACCAUUGGAUUCUAAUAACCAUCAUGGAGCAAGUUCUUCAAUCUCAUCGCAAAAGGAUUUUGGUUCAGCAAGAAUUAGAUCUGGCGCUCCAAACAUACCAAAGAAAUGGUGCCACCUGUUGCGGAUUUUUCUCGCCAUUGAUGCGGUUGUUUGUUUAGUGAUUGUUGUUAUUUUGCUGUUUGUUUAUCUUGGGGUGCUUUGAAUGCCACUAAUUGCUCCAUAUUAUAUUGAAAGUUCCAUUUUCUUAGUUUUGAGAUGUGCAUUUCCAAAUUAUGUUGAUGUAAUAAAUCUCAGAAAAGAGAGAAAUGCAAGCAGAAAAUCCAUCUGAAGGUGUUGUGCUUUAAAUUUCAUAAUUCAGGAACUUUUCUGUAUUGUCUCUAUUGUCCUACAAGGAUAUUGUAUAGUGACCCUCCUACAAUCGUAGCUCUGUUAAUGUCUUCUAUAGUCUAUACUGAUUCUAGUUACAGACGAUCCUCCUUACCAUAUGUGUUAUAUCCUUUAUGGAAACAUUCAACUAGAAUUAGCACUUUAGAAUAGCUUCGUUCAUUAGCUGAAUAUGGUCUAUUGUGUAUGUUUGCCUUUAUAUCAAUAAUAUCCUUCUCAGCUU